GCCUCUCUCAUUUUUCCUUCUUAUCAUCUUCAUCAUUGUGUUGGAUUGUAAUCUUACACAGCUUCUUCUGAACUCGGUGCCUCUCACUCAAAUUGUCUGGUCUGCUUCUUCUGAUCAAGCUAAGCAUCCUACUCUUGCAGAUCUCCAUUUUCUUUCCUUUCAAGUUCCAAAAACUCCUCUUUCACACCGUUUCAGGUCUCUCUCUCUCGCGCACACACAACUCUCUCUAUUUGUUAAGUGCAUCGAUCUCAUAUUCCAGAUCUCAUACUUCCGUUCUCCAGUUUCUUUGCUUCCAAACACUUGAGGUGCCCAAGUUUCUCUGUCAUUUCUUGCUAUUUAUGUCAAUGGAAGAUUGGCUUUUCUUUGCUUCUAAACAGUUGAAUUUUCUGCUCUUCUGAGAAAAAUAGAAAAAGGAGACUCAAGCUUACUCUUUCUUCCUUCUCCGGUUCUCUCUCCUUCAUUUCGUACCCUCAAACCUGCCCAGAGAAUAUGUGAAUAAGCUGAUGAUGACCUGUGAAGAAUUUGAUGAAAGCUUGAAAAAGAUGAAUAUAAUACUUGCACUGGGCGUUGAAAGGUGAUGAUAGUUUGUGUGUGGUGAUUUCUUAAUAUUUAUGGGAAUAAGAUUCAGUCGUAUUUCCCAUAUAUACUUUCUUUGCUUCCAAAUGGUUGAAUUGCACGCCAAUUUGAGGAAUCAUGUGCAUCAAUCUGAAGGAUUGAAAUAUUCCAUACAGCUAAGUGUCUUGUGAAACAACCAUUGAACCUACAAAAUAUUAGGCGGAUGAGACUUGUGGGAUGUUCAAAGUUAAAGUCAUUGUUCAGUGUAUCCAUUGCCACAACCAUCAUGCUAGAGAAUUUGGAAAUCGAUGACUGUGAAGAAUUGAAGCACAUAAUAACAAAUGAAGCAGAGGAUGAUGGCCAUCUCAAUUGCACCUCCAUCUUCUCAAAACUACAGAGGCUCGAUAUCAUGGAUUGCCAUAAGUUGGAAUUUAUAUUUCCAUUUACUUUUUCUGGAGGUCUUCAAGAAUUAAACUUUAUACAUAUCUACGAGGCUGACGAACUGAAAUAUGUUUUUGGAAAAUACCAUGAUGAAGAGUGUCUAUCAAAUGAGAAUGAGAAUAAUGAGCCUCACAUUGAUCUUCCUGCAUUGGAACAUCUAUUCCUUCGAUAUGUACCAAAUAUGAGGGGCAUUUGUAUCAAGAACUAUGAACUGGAAUGCUCAUCUCUACAGACUGUGGAAGCACCUAAGGAAAUUAAGGAGCGCAUGGAAGAUGUGGCAAGUGAAGCAGCAAAGGAAUCCGAAAUACAAGAGAUUGUUAAUGUUGAUUGCCCAAUGAGCCCAACUGUUGGCUUCCAAUAUUUUCUCAACUUCCACAAUCUAAAAAAAAUAGCAAUUGUGGGAAAUCAAAAGUUCAGAACUGUGUUCUCUGUCUCUACAUACAAAAGCCUACCGCAGCUGUCCUAUUUGUGUAUAAGGUACAAUGAGGAAUUAGUCAAUGUUGUUGAAGAAGAUUCUAAUGAUAACGAUUGUUCCAUUUUACCAAAAAUGGAGCGUUUAAUAAUCGAGAAGUGCGACAAACUGAAGUUUAUAUUUCCUUUUUCUCUUCUCGGUGGUCUUCAAAAAUUAAAAUCUUUGGAAAUCGACAAAGCUGCUAAUUUGAAAUACAUUUUUGGGAAAUAUGAUGAUGGAGAUCAUUUAUCAAAUGAGAAUGAAAGUGAUAAGCGUCAUAUUGACCUCCCUGCUUUGGAAGAACUAUCUCUUAGAGAUGUACCAAAGAUGAUCCACAAUAUUUGGACAAAAAAAUAUAAUCUCAGAUUGCCUUCUCUACAAAGCAUUGAUUUAAAUGGUCAAGAGUUCAGCGGAAGAUCUUUUGUAGAUUUGAUGGCUUAUUUACAAGGAAUAGCUCCAGAGCACUUGAUGACAAUGAUCAAGGGUGUGCAGAAGUUGACAUAUCUUCGUGUAAGCAACUCCAAGAUAGAAGAGGUUCUUAAUUUGGAAGGAGUUGAAAUUGAAGGUCCAGUGACAUUAAGCUUAGAAGAAAUGAGUUUGCAAUAUCUGAGUGAGUUGAAGCAUAUAUGGAAGGCUCCCAAAUAUAUUUUGAGCCUCCCCAAUCUUUCUGAAUUAUACAUUACAGAGUGUAAGAAGCUAAGAGCAAUCUUCUGUGUCUCAAUAUCAAAAAGCCUCCCACAAUUGACCUCUUUACGGAUAAAAAACUGUGAUGAAUUAGUUGACAUUAUUGAAGAGAGUGACGAGGAUCCUUUGCAUCAACUUUUGUUCCCAGAGUUAAAAGAUAUUGACAUCAGUGGUUGUAAUAGAUUGAAAUGUCUUUUCUCCAUCACAACACCUUCCAUGUUUCCAAAGCUAGAGUGCUUGGAAAUACAAGAAGCCUCAGAGUUGGAGCAAGUAUUCAAACGCAAACAUGAUGAUACAAAGAAGAUGGUGUUGAAAGAUGUGUUCCCAAAGCUAUCAAGGUUAAUUCUCAAAGAACUGCCCAUACUUCUUGCUAUUUGUGAUGGGAUUGAUUUCCAAACUCUGCAAAAUCCUGAAGUUGUUAAUUGUCCCAAAUAUAAAGAAGUUACUUCUCAACUGCAAGAAGGACCGUCAAAUUUGAAUUCAAAAAAUCAAGUAAACACAGAGGAGCAACUCUCUCUCAAAUUCGAUAGUGCUCAGGUUCUGCCAUAUAUGGGAGAAACAAGUGGUUCAUCCUCAAACUUAGCAAAGAGUAUGGAUCCCGUAAUACAAGAAAGAGUUCAAGAAGGUCCUACAUCAAAGGAUGCAGUGGGAGCAACCAUGGUAGAUGAUUUAACAGCAACAAACUCAUCUUCAGAAUUAAUUACUCCUCUCCCAAAUGAGUUUCCAGUGAAUGUUGCUGAAAGCUUUCCAGAAGACACUUCAGUUAUGAAAAAUAGAAUGGUUGCUGCAUCAGUCUGUUCACAACCAGCAGGCUUGCAAUAUGGUUCAUCUACAAUGGUUGCUAGCAUGAAAGAAAAACACGAACAAGGCUCUCAAGAGAAUGAUGCAACUGAGGAAGCUACAAUAGCAAUUCAAUCAACUGAUUCAGAGUCAAGGAAGCAAACUAGAAGCUCAGAACCAGGGAAAGGAACUGUUAGAGUACAUGCUUCACAGGUGCCAACGACUACUACUACAAGAAAUAGAGAGACUGUUAAAGAAACUAGAGAUGACUCAAGUGUUCAAGAGGAACCUGAAGUUACUCGUUCUGCCCCUCAUCAAUCAAAAAUUGCUGGUGUUGGAACUUCAUCUCCUAAAUUGGGGAUCUGUGAAAUUUUUCAACCUGUGGAGCUCAAACUUGGCGAAACAGCUUUACUUGCUCAAGCACUCGAGCGAUAUCCUCAACUAUUGCUACCUCGUGAACAUCGAACCCCUCGGAUAAUAGCUUGGUCCUAUCGAGUUCUGGUUGAUAUUUUGGUCAUGCUAGCCACCAAGACUGCUUAUACCAUCACACCAUCAGAAAAAUCAACCUUGAAGGAAAACCUAAGUGAAGCAAUUAUUCUUGGGUUCGACGAGGACUGGGUUGAAUCAGUUUGUGCAAAAGUUUUUGGGUCUGACAUGUCAGAUGUGUCAGUAGCAAAAGAGGAAAUUCAAGUCACGGAGGUCAAGCUUAGAGAAAUUGAUUCUCAGUUACUGGGUCUUUCUGAAGAUCGCAAGAACUUGACUCAGAAAAUAGCGAUGUUGAGCGACAUAAUAAGUGCCAAGCAUAAACAACAAACAACAACAACAACAAGCCUUUAUCCCACUAGGUGGGGUCGGCUACAUGAAUUAUAAGACGCCAUUGUGCUCUAUCAUUUAUCAAGCUUUUAAGAAUAUUAUUAAUUAAGAGAUCGUGUUCAACAACUUCUAAGAGUGUUCUCUUAGGCUUUCUUUUACCUCUCUUAAUCGGACUCAAAGUUAUAUGUUCCACUCUUCUCACUGGUGCUUCCCUUGGUCUUCUUUGUACAUGCCCAAACUAUCUCAACCGAUUUUUUAUCAUUUUUUCCUCAA
Messenger RNA from Prosopis cineraria, 3997 nucleotides. RefSeq lists its product as uncharacterized. The transcript is spliced from 17 exons. The record is from RefSeq and is a predicted model, not a curated record. Bases 779 to 3781 code for a protein of 1000 amino acids. Lineage: Eukaryota; Viridiplantae; Streptophyta; Magnoliopsida; Fabales; Fabaceae.